Molecule: messenger RNA, 1356 nt
Organism: Polypterus senegalus (gray bichir)
Lineage: Eukaryota; Metazoa; Chordata; Cladistia; Polypteriformes; Polypteridae
Product: butyrophilin subfamily 3 member A1-like
Exons: 8
Coding region: 1-1356 (451 amino acids)
Molecular function (GO): protein binding
Source: RefSeq, a predicted model, not a curated record
AUGAAGAAGUACUGUCAAGAAAGGGAAUGCUGCAUACUCCUCAUCUUCUUUUAUGUGGCUCGGGUCCAGACAAAUACCUUUGCAGUCAGUGUCCCAUCUGGCCCCAUCAAUUUUAAGGUGGGUCAGGAUGCUGUUAUCCCAUGCUUCCUAUCUCCAAGCAUCAGUGCCGUGAACAUGAAGGUGACAUGGCUUCAAAAUCAUUUGUUACCCAUACUUUUGUAUGAGAAUCAAAUCGAAACAUCAGGCCCAAACUUUGCAGGCAGGACAAGCCUCAAUGUUGAGCAACUGAUUCACGGUGAACUGUCCUUGUUGAUAAAGAAUGUUCAAGUUAUGGAUGAAGGACAUUAUUCCUGUUCUGCCAGUCAGGGUGCCUCAGAACAAAGUGCAAGCAUUGAAGUAAAGAUUUCAGCUACUGGAACAUAUCCCUUGAUCUCACUGGAUGAACAAGGUAACAGAGUUAUUCAUCUGACAUGUGUUUCUGAAGGCUGGUAUCCUCCACCAGAGUUGUUCUGGAUUGAUGGGAGAGGCAGAGAUUUAACACUCUCUACUACAAAGGAAAAGAGCAGAGAAGGACUGUUUCUUGUUAAAAGUACAAUACUUGUAUCGCAGCAAGACAGUCCCCAUCUGUCCUGCAUGGUCAAAAGCACAGGGAAGACAGAAUUAAAGUCAAGAAUAGAAAUUUCAGAGUACAAAAAAGUAUUAGAAGAUCAAGAGUGUGAUGAUCUUAAAACACAAUAUGAUAACUGUAAACAGCAAGCUAGAGAAGAAAUACAAAAAGCACGCGAAUAUGCACGUGACUUAACUCUGGACCCGGCAACAUCUCACCCCAAGCUAAAAGUGUCGGAGGAUAACAAAUCAGUCAAAUAUGCAAAAGAGCAGACUGAUGUUCCCAAUAAUGAACAGCGCUAUAAGUAUUGGUCAGGUGUUCUGGGAAGUGAAGGGUUCACCUCUGGACAGCAUUACUGGGAGGUGAACGUAAAGGACUUGAAUCACUGGGAUUUGGGCAUUGCUAAAGAGUCCGUUUCCAGAGACCAAAUUGGAGACAUUCAGCCUAAAAUGGGCUACUGGAGCAUCUGGUUUGUUUACAAGGAAUACAGGGCGCUUGAUGAAGCAAGAAGUGUCAUAAGAACAAAUGGACACGUUGAUGUUGUUGGUGUGCAUCUAAAUUAUGAUGAGGGGAAGGUCGUGUUUUAUGACAUAAAUAAUUACUUUCACCUUUACACUUUCCAUGCUGAAUUCAAAGAAAAGGUUUUUCCUUUCUUUAAUCCCUGGGGUAAUGAAACUGAAAUGAAGAUAAUGACAUGUAGUAACGAGGUAGAAAAUAUAGAAAAUAGCAUAACAUCUGGGUGUAUUUGA